UUCUAUAGCUGAGCAUGAUGGAAUGGAUAGAGCCUCCAAAACGGGAACGCAAAGCUAAUUAUGCUGUUGAUGCUUAUUUCAGAGAAGCCUUACGUGUUAGCGAACCAAAAGUCCCAAAGGCUCCACGACCUCCAAAACAACCAAAUAUUCAGGAUUUCCAGUUUUUCCCACCACGGUUAUUUGAACUGCUGGAGAAAGAAAUUCUCUAUUAUCGUAAGACUAUAGGAUAUAAGGUCCCCAGGAAUCCUGACCUCCCAAAUGCAGCACAGGUACAAAAAGAGGAACAAAAGAAGAUAGAUGAGUCAAUGCCUCUGAAUACUGAGGAAGCUGAAGAGAAGGAAAAGCUUCUAACACAGGGUUUUACAAACUGGAAUAAAAGAGAUUUUAACCAGUUUAUUAAAGCUAAUGAGAAAUAUGGUCGUGAUGAUAUAGACAAUAUUGCUCGUGAGGUGGAGGGAAAGUCUCCUGAAGAGGUCAUUGAGUAUUCAGCUGUUUUCUGGGAACGUUGCAAUGAACUACAGGACAUUGAGAGGAUUAUGGCUCAAAUUGAACGAGGAGAGGCAAGAAUUCAACGGAGAAUCAGUAUCAAGAAAGCCCUUGAUGCUAAAAUUGCAAGGUAUAAAGCACCUUUUCAUCAGUUGCGUAUUCAGUAUGGAACAAACAAAGGCAAAAAUUAUACAGAAGAGGAAGACAGAUUUUUGAUAUGUAUGUUACACAAGAUGGGAUUUGACAAGGAAAAUGUCUAUGAGGAACUAAGGCAGUGUGUACGCAAUGCUCCUCAGUUCAGAUUUGACUGGUUUAUCAAAUCUAGAACUGCAAUGGAGUUUCAGAGACGCUGCAACACUCUCAUAUCAUUAAUAGAAAAAGAAAAUAUGGAAAUUGAGGAAAAAGAAAGAGCUGAAAAGAAGAAAAGAGGAGCAAAAGUUACAGCAUCACAGAAGAGAAAAGCAGAUUUGGCUCCUGAGAAUGCUGGAAAAAAGGAUGCUAAGAAGGUGAAAUCAUGAACCUGAAAAUUGAAGGCUAAAUGUAAAACUGCUACUUUCUUCUCUCCAGCUACAAGUAUUAAUUACCAACUUCUUUGUAUUCAUGGUACUAUCCUCCAAAUCCCAUGGUUUAAUUUUGCAAAUUUUGUAUACUAUACAAUGUCUUUCUUUAUCUAAGAUGUGUAGCUUUAUAUUUUAUGCAUUCCAGUAUUUUUGUGUACUGUAUUUUGUGAGUUUCAUGUCUUUGGCAAAAAUCACUCAGUCCAUGGUUUUUUGAAGCUUGUGCUGAGGUUUUAGCUUUUCUAUGUUUUAUAUGCUGCUGCUUUGAAAGAAGACUAUAGAUUCUAUAGCUAUAUUAUUGGUGUUUCAUAUUUUAAAUUUAUAUGGCUGUUGGAAUAUAAACUGACUUAAUUACUUGACGAGAAAUAUACUUCAUCUUUGUUUACCCUCUCUCCCUCUUUUGCAUAACUAUGUUUAGAGUGAGUGUUAAGGUUUGUAUAAGUGUGCCUU
Apaloderma vittatum (bar-tailed trogon) is the source of this 1493-nucleotide messenger RNA. RefSeq names its product SWI/SNF-related matrix-associated actin-dependent regulator of chromatin subfamily A member 5-like. Gene Ontology annotation, biological process: nucleosome organization; regulation of transcription by RNA polymerase II. The record is from RefSeq and is a predicted model, not a curated record. NCBI's taxonomy places the organism in Eukaryota, Metazoa, Chordata, Aves, Trogoniformes, Trogonidae. The transcript is spliced from 8 exons. Gene Ontology annotation, molecular function: DNA binding; ATP hydrolysis activity; nucleosome binding. Gene Ontology annotation, cellular component: chromatin; nucleus. Bases 15 to 1004 code for a protein of 329 amino acids.